CAGCACCCAACUUCUAUCAUCUUUCCACGACAAGAUUAAGUCACUUUUACAUUUUCAGUCUAUGUCGAGGGGCCAGGCACGUGUCAGAAGGUCGUGUCGUCCUUCGUUUUUGUCGUGUCGUCCGUGCAAGUUUGAGUCCUCUGGUGUAUUGGUAAAUUGCUCGGUUUUGCAUUUUUGACAGGACGCGAAAAACCAUGGCCUCCUCCUGGGACAAGAUUUGGUUGUUGCUUUUCGUUGCCCUUCUCGUCACCCUGCACCCGCAUUUCCGGGGGCCGCUGAAGACCAGGAAAAUUCGGAAAAGAAACGUUUCUUACCAGGAAAGCAAGGAAAGGGCGUUUGGCCAUGGCGCCACAACAGCAUCGGGGAGGAACCAUAGGUUCAGCACGACGAGUGCAACGACAACUCCACAUCCAGAUGAAGUUGGAAACGACAAGGUGCCGGACUCCGGGCCGACGCUCCUCCCUGGGGAGGAGUCUUUCGGCAUGCGGAGCAGCAGUAGGGAGGAGAGGAAAGAAGUAGGAGCGAGUAGCUCUUCUACCGAAGCGAAAAGCAGUGCUUCGAGCACGGGGCAGACUGCGACGCCUGCGGGUGGCUCCUCCGCUGCACCAGCGACUCGGAUGGAGACUGACCACGUGAAUAUUCAGGAAAACAAGAAGGAAAGCAACACAAGUUCAGUGCCACCCGAAGGAGCUGCACCACCGGCAGCGAAGUUUCCCACGGCGGUGUCUCCGGAACCAGUGGCUGAUAUCAAUGGGGCCCCCUCCGUGCUCACGGCGUCGCCAUCUUCCAUUCUCGGUAGCACGAUUGCACAGGAUCUGAGCAGCAAUCUCGUGAAGACAAAUGCUGCUGUUCCACGUGUUCAUAGUACACCUGAUGCCGCCUCCACCAGUGCUGCAUCCUCAACAGCGGCCCCUGCAACUGCUCUCUCCUCAGAAAACGCCCCGACCGCACCGCCUGCAGCACUAGCGCCAGCAUCGGAGCAGGCAGCCGAAAAGGCACACAGCCAUCCUGCGGAGCAUUCUGUCGACAUCAGUUCAGCAACCGCGACGACCAGCAGCCUGAUGCAAACUUCCUCAGCUUCCGACCUACAGGCCUCGAUCCUGACCACCCCGCCCCCGGCCACUUCAACGAUUCCGCCACCGGUCUACGAGCGGGCGCUCUACGCUAGCGCGGAUGGGGUCUUGAAGGAGGAGCGCUGCGACAACCACUCCGUCGGGCAGGACAAGCAGAUUCAGCUUUCCGAGGACCACGACUUGCGCGCGAGCCAGCACGUGAUCGGCCCGGUAUCCUUCGCGCGUACCUCAGUGCACCCGCCCGUGGAGAUGACGGUCUACGUGCCCGGCAUCGACGACAACUUUGUGUCGUCCGGCAUCAUCCGCGACGGGUGUUGGGAGUGCGGACUGGUAUCCUUGAUCGUCAACGCCGUCACGAAGCACAACCAGGCUUUCUUCCUGGACGCGGGCGCGAACCUCGGCAUGUACACUCUGACGGUUGCGAAGAUGGGGCGCCAGGUGUUCGCGUUCGAGCCGUUUUUCACCACCCGAAUACGACUGUGUAAGUCGGUGCAGAGAAACAAUUUGAUGCGCAAUGUGCACUUAUUCCGGAAAGGGUUGUCAAAGACGCCCAACAUGAAGUUCGAGUUCCGCGGGAUCACGAACAAAAACCCGGGGGGCGUGUCGAUCAAUGAAGCGAAAGCGAGGAGUUCGUUCCGCGCGCAAGACGAGGGGGUGACGUGGGCGGAGUCGGUAGGGAGGUUUGUUUUUGUGAAGUGAAGAUAGAAUGAUGGCGUUUUUUUUCAGAAGCGUGGAACAAGAUAUGGUGCUUUUGUGCUUUUUCUUUCUGCAAAAACCAAAAUGCGCUUUAAUAUCCACAAAUUCAGAUUCGUCUUGACGACUACGGCGACGUGUUUUCCCACUACGAAAUCCCGGAGAGGUCGGAUAUGGUCAUGAAGAUGGACAUUGAGGGACACGAGUGCCAGGCGGUGGAAGGGAUGCUGAAGACCAUCCAGCGGUUCAGCCUGAAGUUCGUGCUCAUGGAAUGGGGGCAGAUGUACGGCGACGCGGCAAAAAUGGCCCUGCACCACCUAGACAGAUUCUGUCCGAGCAUCAAGCAGCUGGUGGACGCCUUUCUGCAGAAAGGUGAAAAGAAACAAUUCGGUUUUUUUCCUGGUUCUGCUGUGACAGAGAUUUCUUGAAGAUGAAGUUGAAGUCACAUAAAUGUUCGAUGGAUGCAUGCAGGUGGUAGAGCCCAAAAUGAUCCAGGGCCGUAACAAACAUCACGUAAAAUUGUUCCAAAGGUCUCGUCCCCUCCACAAUCAGCGGGCACCGGCUGAACCCGCAGGUGCCCACGAGGUGGGACGGCGUGGGCGACGUCGUCUGGGAACCAGGUGCGCCCUACGUGCCUCCUCCGCAAAUCCCGCGGACCGAGUUUCGGCCCCGACCGCAGGCCGUGCCGUUCGGGCAGAACACGAACCGUCACAGCAGCCCCGACAGCUACGCACGGUAUCGGCAUAGGACCAACAUCUUUGCCGGGUUGGACCACCGACACCCCUCGAACCGACCGCUGAGCAUGCGGGGGGGAAGACGGCGGCUGCUGGUCGAGGAGGAUGGGGUUUCUCCCAGUAGCGAAGCUGUUCUGGACGCUAUGAGACAGCACGCACCCGGAACUACCUUUGUAUGGGAAGCGGGUGGACCAAGCGAUGUGUAAGCAGUCGCUUGAUUGAGCCGCACGGCUUGACAUACGGAAUGACUUUCCACCUCUGCUAGGGAUGUCGAAAACAUUCUGCUGCAAAUUGCAAAAAUUUUCCUCUCUACUGCCGUUUUGCGAGCAAUCACAAUUUGCGUGAAAGGCGAAUCAGCAGUCGUACGUACUGCUUUGCGAAGCCAAUUUGAGUGGUUUUGCUGAAAGGAAGUCUGUGCGGUGAACAGAAAAU
Molecule: messenger RNA, 2932 nt
Organism: Amoebophrya sp. A120
Lineage: Eukaryota; Dinophyceae; Syndiniales; Amoebophryaceae
Source: the annotation of a GenBank genome assembly